AUCCCCAAUAUCUGCGUUUUCCUACCCUCUCAAUCUCUUGGACUAACUGGACUGGUAAUUUACGAAUUACUUUUUUUGUUGUUGGAAUAAUGGCCCCGAAUUCAAAACUAAACGCAAAGCGCAAGGCGCAAAGGGAAGCAACCAAAGCUCCUCCUAAACCACGGUCCGAACGGCGCUUGGGAGAAGAACCAGGGAAAAGCGAGGCGAAGGCACUGAUCCCCAUUGAACUCCAGCAGCUUUUAUUGAAUAUAUUCCGGAAUUCGUUCGCGGAGCGGCUGAGUAUUGAUUUUGGGCCGCUCUUGCAGGAGGUCAAGGGACAUUUGUUUAAUCGGGAUUUUGCGGCUGCGUUUGGCAAGGAGGAGUAUCUCGAGAUGUAUGCUGCGCGGUGGAGUCCGAGUCGGGCGUUGGGGUAUUUGGACUUGUUUUGGGAUUUGAGACAAGAGCUGGGAUUCGACUUGGAAGAAACCAUACCUAAUGCCGACGGAUCUGAUAGUGUUAAGAGUCGGAAAGUUGUGUGCUUGGGUGGUGGAGCUGGGGCGGAAAUUGUUGCUCUGGGGGGAUUACAGAAAUUGCUUGCAGGCAAGAUGGUGGAGCAAAAGGAGGGGGAAGAUGAGAGGGCGGCGAAUGUGGAAAAGAUGGAGGUUACGGCUGUUGAUAUUGCAGACUGGAAUGUGGUAGUGGAGAACCUGGCAAAACACCUUACGACUGCACCGAUACUGUCAAAGUACGCAUCAGCUGCUGCAAAGGCGGCAAAUGUGUCCUUCCUGGACUCAGCGCAGAUAUCGAUUACCUUCCACCAACAAGACGUUCUUCAAGCGUCUGCAUCGGAUAUGACAUCGCAGUUACGAGACGCAAACCUAAUCACUCUGCUCUUUACCCUCAAUGAACUCUACUCCACAUCCCUCCCUCUCACUCAGAAAUUCCUCCUCCAGCUCACUUCAAUAAUGGAGCCCGGAUCCCUACUUCUAGUUGUCGACAGCCCCGGAAGUUACUCCUCGGUUACGCUGAACGGAGCAGAGAAAAAGUACCCUAUGCAAUGGCUUCUCGAUCACACGCUCCUGGACCAAGCCAGUAGCAACAAGAACGAGAGAGGCAAAGAUGAGAUUGCGAGUUGGGAGAAAGUGAAAGAAGAUGACAGCCGAUGGUUUAGGUUGGAUGAUAGGCUGAGUUAUCCGAUUGAGCUUGAGAAUAUGCGGAUGCAGAUGCAUCUGUAUCGACGACUAUAGUCAAGUAUCGAACCUCUUUAGUAUUUGACGCGCUGUAACGCACUCUAUUAAUACUGGAAUAUUCCCAAUCCUACAUCUGGGCAGUCAUUUCGACACUCCACCAGCGUCAAGAACUAAGCGGAAAGCCGAUAACAAAGGAGAAGGGCAGUUCCCGGGA
Messenger RNA from Bipolaris sorokiniana ND90Pr, 1383 nucleotides. RefSeq lists its product as uncharacterized. The transcript has a single exon. Lineage: Eukaryota; Fungi; Ascomycota; Dothideomycetes; Pleosporales; Pleosporaceae. The coding region runs from base 90 to 1226 and encodes 378 amino acids. The record is from RefSeq and is a predicted model, not a curated record.